Menidia menidia (Atlantic silverside) is the source of this 450-nucleotide messenger RNA. The record is from the annotation of a GenBank genome assembly. NCBI's taxonomy places the organism in Eukaryota, Metazoa, Chordata, Actinopteri, Atheriniformes, Atherinopsidae.
AUGGCUCCGGAGAGCGCCUCGCUCCUCAGAUUGGGGCUUCUGUUGGUGCUUGCAGCUCGGGUUCUCCCGUCGGUGUCCGGCUGCAACCGGCAUUUCUACGACGCCAUGAUCAGCCAGUUGUGCCUCGACAAGUUCAAGCUCGACAUGGAGGGACUGGACCGAGGCUUGUGGUGCAGCUGGCCGGACACAACGCGGAUCUACGAGGGCCUGACGAAUUGCACCUACCAGGUGGCUUUGAGGGUGGAGUGCUUCUGGCCCAAUCAGAUAGUUGACGACUUCUUCAUGCGGGUUCACCGGAGCUACUUCCACGACUGCGCUCAGACCGGCCGGCUCCUCCACGACCCGCCGGUCAGCAUCCUGGCCCCGUUCAUCACGGUGCCGGUGCUGGUCACCCUCCUCAUGACCGCCGUGGUGGUGUGGAGAAGCAAACGAACCGAGGGGAUGCUUUGA